AUGUCGGCCCACCCCCAGGCUCGCAUACCCGCAAGUGUAUUCACGAAUCCGAGGCGUCGCAGACCGUCGCUGAAGAGCUGCUCGCCGCUCCCACCGCCGAAGCCCCGAAGUUGCAAUUCCCCCGACGAAAUCUAUGUUCCCCGUCCACCCACCUUCAUGUCCAUUGCAUUCCUUCGGGACGCCAUUGCGACAAUCGACAGCAAAAUGACCGCCCUCGUCAAGGAGCGCGCUGAGCUCGAGAUGAAACUGGAAACAGCAGUUAGGCUCCAAUCUCCCAUUCUCAGGCUCCCGAGCGAGCUUCUGUCGAAUAUAUUCACCAUCGGCGUUCUCGGGAUGGAAGAUGACAAUCCCGUCAUGGUACCAACGUUGAUGCUAGUGUGCCGGUACUGGGCGGAAGUGGCGUUGAACACGCCCGUGCUGUGGGCGAAGAUAUCCGUCAGCCCGCACGACUCCCUCCAGAAAGCACGGCGGCGGCUUAUGCGAUCAAAGUCGUGUCCACUCGACGUCACGGUCAACUUCGGUCCCCGGAUAGACUAUCUGCAGAGCGUCAGCGAGCACAUCACCCACGCGAUGGACCUGUUCCGGCCUGCGCUGUGGCGCAUUAAAUCCUUCAGCCUCACGGUACCGAAUCGAUCCCAUGCACACAACGCUCUAAUUCGCAUGCAGGAAGAAGCGCCCAUGCUCCAAGACCUUACUAUCCUCGUGCAUAAUUCGCUGCAAGACGACCAUUUCUCGAAAACCCCUCACUCCUUGUUCAGCGGAUCCACUCCGAAUUUGCGUUCAUGCUCCCUUACGUCAUUCAAUUUCGGGUGGGACCUGAAAUUAAUGACGGGUUUGCGCGUGCUUAAAUUGGGAGGUUAUCUUAAUUCGUCUUCGCCUUCUACAUCGACGCUUCUCGACAUCCUCCGACAGUGCCCGGAACUGGAAGAGUUGGCGCUAAAGAACAUAACCGAUGUCGAAACAAACCCCUGCUCCCCUGCUGUCAUCAUCCACGAGAUGGAUUUACCGGUCACCCAUAAAAUUCACCUGACGCGACUGAAGAAGCUCUCGCUCUAUUACUCGGGCAUUGGACACACGAAGCAGAUCAUGAACCGGAUAGCAUUCCCAAAUCUCGAAUCGCUGGAUAUGGCGUAUCUGGAAAACGUCAACCCCUUGCUGCAAGCUGUGCAUGCCCAAGCAUUAACCCGACUUCCGCUCAAGUCCCUCCGGAUCGAAACGUGCGUGUUUGGCGAGAUGAAACUCGUGAACUUGCUACGCAAGCUACCGUCUUUGGUAACUCUACAGCUCAUCGACAUCGAGGAAGUCUCCUAUAUCUCGUUGAGAGCUCUUUCGUCGUCUCAACCUUGGGCUUGCCCCCGCCUUGAAUCCGUGACCCUUGACGGAUGUGCAUCAUUCGACUGGGACUCCCUCCGAGCCUUCGUUGAAUCUCGGCUACCAGCCGACCCCCAUGCGUACAAACGGUACCAUACCAGCGGAGCGGCACUCAUGUCUUCAGCAUCUGCCGCAGCUGCAGCCUACGAGCGCAUGAAGACCCUACAGUCUGGUCAAUCCGCCCUGCUCGCAGCUCCGCAGCGUAUUCGCAUGAUCGAUGUGACAAGGUGCAACCAGAUCAGCAAAGAGAUGGUCCAGUGGUUGCGCAUGUACGUCGCCUCUGUCAAAUGCGAGUCGACUAAAGGCGUGUGGGGCGAACCGACCUCGACGCCGUGA
Molecule: messenger RNA, 1707 nt
Organism: Cyclocybe aegerita
Lineage: Eukaryota; Fungi; Basidiomycota; Agaricomycetes; Agaricales; Hemipholiotaceae
Source: the annotation of a GenBank genome assembly